Dicrocoelium dendriticum is the source of this 1289-nucleotide messenger RNA. Lineage: Eukaryota; Metazoa; Platyhelminthes; Trematoda; Plagiorchiida; Dicrocoeliidae. The record is from the annotation of a GenBank genome assembly.
GGCAGCGAAGCAUCAGUUCAAACGGUUGAUGUACUGCUGUUGUUGAAGACUUCUAUCGCUAACUCAACGAGCAUCUUCUUCAUAGAGGAAGCACGGGCAUGAUAGUGCUGGCUGGGGAUCUAAACGCUCAAGUUGGAAUAUUGUCCACUGAUGAACUACAUCUGGAUGGCCAACGCGGUGAGGCUUCCGUAUUGAUACCGUGCUCAAACUCGGGUUACUUUGUUCACUACUCCAUAUCCAAAAGUCAUAUCUUUCACCCCACGAAUAUUACUACAUCUGGCGCCCAUCUUGAUAGCGACACACUUGGGGAUUCUGACCCCAUAAUCGAGCGCGAUUGUCAGCGCAUGUGGUUGGGCGGUCUGCCCCCAAUGAUCACCGAAUAUGCGGUACUACAGUUGAUUAGACAGUUUGGAAAUUUGACCGACUUCCACUUUCCUGUCCACCGCACAGGGGACGCCCGUGGAUCAACCGUAGGCUACUGCUUUGUGGCUUACGAUACAUCGGAAACAGCGAAAAAAGCUCUAAAGGCGUUGAAUGGACUCAAAUUCCACGGUCACACCCUCAUUGCUCGUCCCGCGAAGCCAACUCACGAUGAACUGUCUUUGUUACAACGUGCAAAUGAAGAGGCCACACGCUUACGAAUAAUGGAAGAGACGAAAUUGCGUGAGGCGGAGUUAGCCGCUCGACUACAGAAAGUUGAUGGUCCGGAAAGCACUCAAGAAACUGACCUACCUAUUUUGCAAAUGAAACCCCACAAAGACCAGUUCACCAAUCCAAGUCUUACCGAACAGGCUUGUUCGCCUGGCUCGGCUCAUUAUCUUGAUAUGCGUGGAAAACUCGGUUGCGUUAAUCCUGGGAGCACGUCAAAACAAUACAACUGUCGCUCUAAGGUGCAAAAGAAUGCGGCAGGAUGCAGGCUGUUCAUGCAGAAGAUUGAAUCUGCCCUGAAACGGUUAGAAAACUCUCCCGUUGGUGGACCCGCUCUUCUGCAGCCAGCAUCGGCAACCCAGCGUUCGCUGGUACCAGCGGGCAUUUUGGCUAAACAUUCAAACUCUUCCAAUGCAGGCUUCACGCGAGGACGGCCCUCUUCAUUACAUCGCUCAUCUGGCAUCCGCCGCCUUGGGACUCGGUUUCAUCCCAGACGAUUGUAAACACGAUGUGUUCUGUUUUGUACAUCCGGACAAUUCUGUCUUUCACAUCACCGCUAAAUGCCUAUGAUCAUGUGUAAAUGGCGUUCAUCUGUACUUCCAUUUUUCCGAUGAAUUUCUUAACACCCCCUUGUUUCUGUC